Messenger RNA from Suillus clintonianus, 948 nucleotides. RefSeq names its product cell cycle checkpoint. The record is from RefSeq and is a predicted model, not a curated record. The coding region runs from base 1 to 948 and encodes 315 amino acids. Gene Ontology annotation, cellular component: site of double-strand break; checkpoint clamp complex; nucleolus. Lineage: Eukaryota; Fungi; Basidiomycota; Agaricomycetes; Boletales; Suillaceae. The transcript is spliced from 6 exons. Gene Ontology annotation, biological process: nucleotide-excision repair; double-strand break repair via homologous recombination; meiotic DNA integrity checkpoint signaling.
AUGCGUUUCAGAGCUACCGUAGAGAAUGUCCCAAUUUUCUAUCGUCUCAUACAAGCAGUGGAAAAACUGCAGAAAAAUUGUAUCAUGAAAUUCACAGAAACUGAAAUGCACGUCAUCUGCAACGAUGAGGCGAACGAGGGUGGCAUUCAAGUCUGGUCCGUCGUAAAAAUCGACUCCAUAUUCACAUCAUACAGAAUCCAGUCCAAUGCAAAUAAUGCAAUAACUGUGACACUGUCUACAGAAGCCCUGCUGGCAGCUCUUCGAUCGUCUUCUUCAUCAGCGUCGUCGUCAUCUGUUGCAGCUGCUAUCAUCCCGACGUACGACGCUGACGAAGUUGUCAUGAAACUUGCAAAGAAAAAUGAUCAGGCCGUGUUAAGUUUCGAGAUGUUCGGGAUGUCCAGGUCAGGACGCAAAGUCCGCGUCGCACAUGAUGUACGCAUAGACGUGAUGCGGCCAGCGGAGAGUGAUAAACUACACGAACCACGGUGCCCGGACCCAGAUGUUCACAUCAUGCUCCCCUCUCUACAAAAGCUCCGCACUAUCGUAGAAAGGCUACGUCCUCUCUCAGAUGUACUUGCACUGCGCGCGAACAACAGCGGCAACCUCCAAUUGUCCAUCAAUACCGACACCGUCAAAGUCGAGACACAAUGGGUUAAAUGCGCCAACCCAUCAAUGGCCAAACACGGGGUUGCUGAGAACGACGGCGAUGUCGACGACGAUGCAGACGACGAUUCGCUGGAUAAGCCUGACCCUGACAAAAUGUUUUGCGUGCUCGUGUCCAUCCGCAGCUUCCUCAAGUUUUUGAACAGCCAUGUUGUAUCCGCCACCACCAUCGCGUGUUUAUGUCAUAAUCACUGUGCUAUCUUGUAUGUCUACAUCGGCGAGAUAGCUGACGCAGGAGGCGUCCUCACGUACUAUAUUCCGACUGUCAUCGAUGGCGACGAGUAA